Molecule: messenger RNA, 3990 nt
Organism: Plasmopara halstedii
Lineage: Eukaryota; Oomycota; Peronosporomycetes; Peronosporales; Peronosporaceae
Product: cmgc mapk protein kinase
Exons: 2
Coding region: 1-3990 (1329 amino acids)
Biological process (GO): intracellular signal transduction; protein phosphorylation
Cellular component (GO): nucleus; cytoplasm
Molecular function (GO): MAP kinase activity; ATP binding
Source: RefSeq, a predicted model, not a curated record
AUGCGACGUCGUGAGAGCAAUUUGACACUAGAUGACGACGUUGACGUGACUGUCGAGAUUAAUCACUUUGAACAUCCGUGGAUGACAGUGGAAUUGUAUGAACAAUUGUGGUUAAAUGCCACACAACAAGUAAGUUCCAGUUGUACGUUUACAAAGUACAAGCAAACGAGCAGUUUUCGAAAAGAGAGUUCGACACAAGACCCGAAUGAAACUACUGCUGAAGCUAAUAGUACAGCAAUAGAGUGUUUUCAGGAGCAAUUUUUGAAGAAUUUAGGGAGUGAUAUUGUCAUAUUCCCGCCACAGCCACGACGUCCGUUUAUCGUGCUUGCAUAUGCUAGUGUGACAGAUCAGUAUGGACUCAAGACUGUACUUCUGGUACGAAUGGAACAACUUCGAGAUUCAGAGCAAAUUGGCAUUACUGUGAAGAAUACAGAUCCUAUUCAUCGUACUAGAAUGGUGGCGUUCCUUAGCAUUUUACAACAGCGGAUUCAACCAGUAAAAGCUCCAAAACGACCUCAUGCAAGAAGUGUAGACACAAGUAGUUUGUUUUUGGAAGAGUAUGAUCAUGAUAGAAUGAUAGAUACAGAUAUAUCUACCGUGGUACCAUCGCCUGUGAUUGAGACACCAGUUGCAUUGUCACAAGCUUUAGCAGAGACACCUCCGUCCAGUCGAUCAUCCUCUGUACUUAUGGGAAGACCGCGAAAUGGUUCACGAACAAUUGCACGUGGACGAUCUAACACAAUUCGGUAUCGUACAGACCGCGAUAUUGCAUUCGAAGGCUAUUUAAGCAAGAAAAGCGAUGUUUUGAUGAGCUGGAAAGCCACGUAUUGUGUUCUUGAAGAGGACACAUUGGCGUUUUAUGAAACGCGAGAAGAUUUUAUUUCAAAUUCAAAACUUAUUGGUCGGAUUCAACUUCAAGCGAUUGAAGACGAAGAAAUGGGCAAGCCAAAUGGCUUUUGUGUAACUGCAGAAGGUGGUCAUGUGAGUCACAUGAGCUCACGAACAGCCUUUGAAAAGGAACAGUGGAAGCGAGCAAUCAGUAUUGCGAUUUCUAAAGUACCGGAAGUGGCACGUCCAUACGUAGCGUUUGCGUCUCAGCCUUUAGAGCCUCAUACGUUCUAUCGACUUCUUGGUGCAUUAUUACGUCAAGAAGUGAGCGAUUUUCCUGUGUUGUUCCGUAGCAUGCAUCCCGACAUUGUCGUCACGUCUAAUUUUCCUCCAAUUGUGCCGUUUUGGGGCCAGUAUCGUCGAUACGAUGGUGUCUUGCUCUUUAUCUCUACAUUGUUAGAUACAGUUUCAGUGGAUCAUUUUUCAUUUUUGGAUGUCAUUGAAUUGGUGCGUGGAGAUGCUGAUUGCGUCGAUGAAGCGGGAGCUCCUGACGCGCUCACACCUUCUCCGCUUACUGUGGACUCGUAUGUUUUGUCUCCAAAAACGAACGAUUCUUCGACAGUCACGCCAACAAGCGCUUCAACUCCUUCUGCGCAGUGGACAAAACGUCUAGUAGUGACUGGAAAAGAGACAUUUAAUUUACUUAAAGCAGAAAAUCGUCGAGUGACUCAGUUGUUUGUUCAUGAAUUGUGGCUGGAUCACAAAGAUCGACUUGUACGCUGGCACUUGAAUGGAGACGCUGUGGCGCUCUCGGUUGCAUUUGAUGAUGCACCACGCGGCGAAAAUAUCCGACUGGUGCUGCCUGGAGAAGCGUCUGCGAUUUCUCAUUCGAUCCCUCCGGGAAUAUUUUACGUGCAGAUUUUACGGGCACAACAAUUACAUCUCAGUGAAAAUGGGAAUGACCAUACAACAAAAGGAACUAGUCACACGACUGCUGCGUUGAAAAAAGGGUUUCCAGUGUAUGCACGUUGCAUUCUUGAAGAAGGAACUCACAUGGAGCAAACGUUGCGUGGUUUAGACUUGAAAAAAGGAGAGAUUUCUACCGAAGAAUUCUCGACUUCGCUGAAAGGUUUGCUCAAAGAAACCCGUCGACCUUCGAAAGGAACGCGAUUCUUUCGUGGCUUGAGGCGUGCUGCAGGGAUUUCUGGCGAAAGAACAGUGGCAACAUUUGGAGAUCCAAGUGGCUGUGUCACCAAUAUAUGCAAGUGUUUGCCCGUCGUGAAUCCCGACGAUCAUCACAAAGCUGGUACGCUGAAUCCCGAGUGGUCAAGUAAUCUCCGACUUGAAUUUCCAGGCUGUGCGCGAGGAUUUACGUACUUUUUAAAGGUCGAAGUAUUUCAAAGUCGCUUUAUGUUAGCAGAUGAACUUUUGGGUGUCUGUAAAAUCAAUGUGACGCCUCAUUUGUCGCUAGUUCUUGGCUCUGCGGAUGCGAAAGCAAACGGUGCGUUGCCUCGAUGGCACAAUUUGUGUGACCAGUAUAACGAUUGUAAGGAAUCAUGGGCCCCUCCGACAGUCUUUCGAGGUCGCAUUCAGCUCGGGAUCAUCUUUGCACCGACUAUUACUUGGGCCGAAAGCUUUCCGCAAUCUCAAGGUCUUCGACGUAUGGCUAGUGAUGGGAGGCUAGUGGAAUCAAGACGUGGAUCGUUGGACGAAACUUUGCUGCAAAGUUCGUCUAGCUACAGCCUUCGGGAGUGUCUACGAUCUGAUAAACGAGCGUCUGCGAAAGCUUUUAGUUUGACUUUGGAACGUGGUUUUGUGACACGUCCAGUGCAAAGACGAACGGAGUCUGGUGAGCCAAGAGAGAAUCGCGACGUAAGUUCAAAAAUUGAAUCUCCUACCAGUAAAAUAAACGAUGAGCUGUCACAUUUCGCUCGCCAAAACCAUACGUUUUGUGGAAAGACCACGCAGUUUGAUGUUCCACGAAAGUAUCAAUUAAUUAAAGUUGUGGGCGCUGGAACGUACGGUGAAGUAGUUGCUGCAAGUGACGUUGAGUCUGGGACGACAGUUGCAAUUAAAAAAAUUACGAAUGCGUUUCAAGAUUUGCCUGACACAAAGCGAAUUCUUCGUGAAUUGUGUCUAUUGCGUCAAUUGAGACAUCCCAAUCUUAUACAACUUUACGAUAUUCCUCGACCUGAACGUCUGUCAUAUCUAGAAGACAUUUAUCUUGUGACGGAUCUCAUGGAAACGGAUUUACAUCGUGUGAUUCAUUCGACUCAGACCUUAACAGAUCAACAUGUAGCACAUUUUAUGCGUCAAAUUCUACGUGCGCUAGCGUAUUUGCAUUCGGCCAAUGUAUUGCAUCGCGAUUUAAAACCAUCAAACAUUUUAGUUACAAGUACAUGCGAAGCUAAAAUUUGUGAUCUUGGGUUAGCUCGUUAUGUGGAUCAUUCCAAGGCAAAAAAAAUCAAUGGAGCAUCCGACGAAGCAUUUGUUGAGCUGACAGAGUACGUCGUAACGCGAUGGUAUCGAGCCCCAGAAAUCUUGCUUGACGGAUGUAAAUACGAUAAACCCUCUGAUCUAUGGUCUGCUGGCUGCAUUUUAGGCGAGCUUUUAGGCCGCAAACCCCUUUUUCCCGGAUCGAGUACAAUUAAUCAACUGAACAAGAUUUUUAAUGUGCUUGGAACACCUGAUAUCACGUACAUUGCCAGGAUCCACAAAGAAGCAGCGCAAAAAUGGGUUCAUCGACAAAGGCGGAGGUCAAAAAUUCCAUUUGAAGAGCUUUAUCCGAAUGCAAAUCAACAGGCUCUUGAUCUUUUAGAAAAGCUGCUUGUGUACGAUCCACAAAAGCGUCUUAGUGCCGUUGAAGCGCUAAUGCAUCCAUACAUACGGGAGGCUUUUCGAUCAAUGGGGGACUAUAACGAAGAAGAUGAGACGUUCAGCUAUGAUGAAGUGGAGCAGAAAGAAGACAAAUUUUUGGGCAAGAUUGACGACACUAAUGAAUAUGUGGUUGAAACAAAGGAAGCGAUGCAAAAGGCAGUGUUUGAGCAGGUUUGCUUCUUUCAUCCCGAAGCAAGAGAGUUUGAAGACUGGAUUAAUAAGCACGAUGAAAAGUACUGUGUCGAUCCACAAUCGGGCAAGUUGGUCCCUUUGAACAAGGGGUGA